CAGGAAACCAACAUCGAAGACUGCACGCGACUCGAAACCGCCGAAGCAUCGUAUUCACGCGUUGUGAUGCCGCUCCAUCUCGAAAUUCCCAACAAGGCUUCGGUCUAGGCGGGGCUUGCCGCUGCUGCCGAUCUCGCUACUGUUAGCUGCGCAUGCAUGAGGGGGGCCAACCCAGCUUGCAUGGGACUUGCGUUGUCGAUUGUAUCGUGCAAGCUGUCAGAUUAUGCUCAAACGAUCUUGGGCGCGGGGCAAGCCACUUUCUCGGCUUGGCCCUCGUCGACUCCCUGCGGUAUUAGUUGUCUUGGCUAUCCUCGCAAUCCUUCUUCUCGGCAGCUUGCCUUCGAAAGCUCCAGCUUUGCCAAGCUACUCUGAAUUUGAGCCCAAGUUACCUUCGUCUCCUGUUAAAGACGUGCCUCCUGAGAAAUUCAUCCCACCGUCUCAGCAACAACCACAGUUACCUCUGCAACAAAAGAUUAACAAGUACAAUGGAUCAUCUUGGUUGACGGAUGAGCGGUCUCUCUCAACAACGUAUUCUAGCUCCGUCACGCUGGAUGAUGAGCGGGUAUUGCUCCCUCCUCUCAAGGCUCGCCAGCCCAUCUACUGUUAUUAUGAUACGGACAAGAAGAAGGCAAAGGAUGAAAGAGAUGCUGAAAGCGAGCUACUUUUGACAUGGCGCCGGGCGUGGUGGGCACAAGGAUUCCGUCCCGUGGUGCUAAGUGCUGCCGAAGCUAUGAACAAUUCCUUCUAUGACCAAUUACAAAAGAUGACAUCAAAUUCCGAGCUGAGGCGAGAUCUCAUGCGGUGGCUCGCCUGGGAUACUAUGGAUGGAGGCAUAUUAUCAGAGUUCACGGUACUCCCAAUUGUUCCUCAACAAGAACCGCUGCUGCCAUUUUUGAGAACCGGAACCUUCCCAAGCUUGAUGAAAUGGACAGACCUCGACAAUGCAUUCAUCGUUGGUCCAAAAGCCGAUGUGCAUUCAGCUCUGCAGUCUAUUCUAAAGGUGGCGCACAUGCAAGAAGCCAUGAGUGUCACGACUGCUCUUUCAGACACUGCAGUAGCAGUAAACAAUACAAGUAAUCCGCUUGCUUACUAUAGCCCCAAGAUUGUCGAAACCAAGUAUGCCAAACUUAUCAAAAAGGAUGAUAGGGCUGGUACUCUCCACAAUCUCAAUAAUCUCAUCAACUACCAUCUUUUGGUUACCUGGCAGAACAGCUUCCCUGACGGUAUCGAAGUCAUUAAGCCCCAUCCUGAGCACGCUACGGCCAUGCUGGCAGGCGCUUUAGAGCUGGCCAAGUCUUUAGCAUCUUGCCCUGAAAGUCCAAUGCUAUCGUCUUGUCCUCCGAAUCUACCUAAAUGCUAUCCAUGUGUGGCGUCCCCCAUGGCCGUCACCACGCUUCCACGCCUCCGCUUCCGCAACUCGCCCCACGUUUUUACAAUCGGAGUAGUUCCACAUCCAUGGUCCUUUGCAUUGGUGAACAAUCUACGAGAGUCCAUCAACGUAACUUGGAUUGUUGAAUCUCCUCGAGAUACGUGGCUCAGUGCCGUUACCCAAGCAUAUCUCGGCUCUGGUGUAACCUCGAGUCGCAGAGUUGUGCGUUUUAAAGAGCUGGUAGCGGGCGAGGCCGACUCUGCGCAUUCCUUAUGGCUUCCUGCAGAAGACAAAAUACCUAGUGAUAUGGAGUGGCAUUUCGGAUUCACCAUUCCCGAGAAAGGCAUGGACGACGGAAAGUCUCGCAGCCCGGUCCCAGCUGAACGAUUACUCAAAGACGAAGAGCCAGACAAAGCCAAAGAAAUCGCUCAUGAGCAGGCUUUGCUUGAUCGCGCCAAGCAAGUGGUCAUGAUGAGCAAGUCGUUUAUCAAUAGAACUGAGAUGCGCACUUCACUCGAAGCUUGGAAUAUGGCUGAUACAGAGGCAUGGCGGUUCACACGAGCUUUUAACGCACGCCGCUUUUCGGAACGUGAGGAAUGGGAAAAGACAUAUCGCCAGAGGUGAGGUAUGAAUUAGACAUUGUUGAAAAUUUUGUAAUAUUUAUCUUCUUAUCUGCUUUCUUUCCCCUCUCGCUGCUCUCCCGUGUGCUUGAGCGGCAGCUUCAUUCAAUGUACAUAGAUUUUAGAUAAUUUUUCUUCCUUGACGAGCAAUCCAACUAGACUUCUUUUUUUUUCUCCUCCUCUUUUCUGAACAUUUUCUAAGAAAUAAAACGACGGUGAAAAUAAAAUCGUUUGGUAGCCUUUUGGAUGUUGAAUCCUUAUGAGCUACCAGACCUCCAUUUCAAUGACGCAACCAGUCUUGAAUAUAGAGGCCACUAACAUUAAACCUUGACAGUAGUAUCGCCGCCCAUCUCGCCGCUCA
Molecule: messenger RNA, 2350 nt
Organism: Trichoderma asperellum CBS 433.97
Lineage: Eukaryota; Fungi; Ascomycota; Sordariomycetes; Hypocreales; Hypocreaceae
Source: RefSeq, a predicted model, not a curated record